Messenger RNA from Trypanosoma cruzi, 1596 nucleotides. Its product is annotated as cell division cycle protein, putative. The transcript has a single exon. NCBI's taxonomy places the organism in Eukaryota, Euglenozoa, Kinetoplastea, Trypanosomatida, Trypanosomatidae. The record is from RefSeq and is a predicted model, not a curated record. The coding region runs from base 1 to 1596 and encodes 531 amino acids. Gene Ontology annotation, biological process: positive regulation of ubiquitin protein ligase activity; anaphase-promoting complex-dependent catabolic process; positive regulation of anaphase-promoting complex-dependent catabolic process. Gene Ontology annotation, molecular function: anaphase-promoting complex binding; ubiquitin ligase activator activity; protein binding. Gene Ontology annotation, cellular component: anaphase-promoting complex.
AUGGACUUCUCCUUCAGCAGCCCGCCGCCCUCCUCGCCAUGGGGGUACCCGGAUCCGUCGUCUCCAGUGUUACGAACCCCUCUUUCCACACCAGACCGCUUCAUCUCCGACCGCCACUCGCAGGACAACGACAUGUCGCACUUUUUCCUAACCACGAAGGAAAACACAGUUCCGCUUCGAGCGAGCCCCGAUCGACGAGGAGGCUCCGUCUCGCUCACGGCAUCAACCCACCGCGCCACGAGUCUUGGUUUUGACGCAGAUGGCGCUCUUGGUGCCGCGGAAGGUGCUGGAAGUAUUGGCAAGGCGAGGAAAUACGCCAUGGAUUCUACCCCCUCUGACACACCUGUGCUAGCGACAGAGCCGUACGCAAACAAACUUGCCCGGACACUCUUUCCGGACUCACAGUCGACUGUUUUAGGGAUUCACAGUCAGGUGCUUCUUCAAUACCAAACACCUGAAUCCGAAAAAGAGCGAUACCGGAACUCGCUAGGUGUUGUCUUUGAAGAAAAUCGAGCAAGAAACUUCCGUUCAAAGACAUUUCGUGUCGUUGCACGUGCCCCAGAGCGUAUUCUUGAUGCUGCUGACAUGAUCGACGAUUUCUAUCUUCAGCUCAUUGAUUGGUCCUCGAAGGACAUUCUUGCGGUUGGUUUGCAAGGUGCGGUAUAUUUGUGGGAUGCAAAGACGUGCAAUAUCACACAUCUCCCUUGCCAACGACCUCCCAAUGGUAUUUUCUGUGGAGUCACCUGGAGUGAAGACGGUAACCUUUUGGCUCUUGGUACAGACGAUGGUUCUCUGGAGAUUUGGGACGUAGAAAUGCAGCGUAUCACGAGACGCCUGUAUCAACAUACGGAUCGCGUUGGUGCCCUUUCAUGGAAUGGCAGUGCGAUUGCGAGUGGCAGCAAAGAUGCGAGUAUCCGUGUGAAUGAUCUACGUGACCCCGUGGAGUCGUGGACGUUGCGCUGUCAUCAACAAAGUGUGUGUGGGCUUCGAUGGUCCCCAGAUGGUGUUCGCAUGGCUAGCGGCGGCAAUGACAAUCAGCUGCUUCUGUGGGACAGUCGUACCUUCUCCGUGAGAUCACAGCCUGUGCUGCGCCUCAACAAACACACGGCUGCUGUCAAGGCGAUUGCGUGGAAUCCGGUGCAGCAUAACCUUCUCCUGAGUGGGGGAGGCUCGGAGGACAAGAUGUUACGUUUUUGGAACACGUCAACCGGUGAAUGUAUAAAUUGCCAUAAUGCCGAAAGUCAAGUGUGUGGUGUGUUGUGGAAUCUCAGCGGCACAGAACUCGUCAGUUCCCACGGCUUCUCGCACAACCGGUUGACGAUCUGGAAAUACCCAACUAUGCGGCGAGUGGCGGAUCUCACGGGCCACACGUCACGUGUGUUGCAUCUCUGCAUGUCAACAGACGGCGAGGUGGUUGCCUCCGCUGCGGGGGAUGAAACAAUUAGAUUUUGGCGCUGCUUCCCUCCAUGUGAAAGAAACGGUAGAAGAUCUUCUCGUCUUGGAGUUUCCCGUGGCGAAAACUUCCAUCAGAUGUCAAGCCAGAGCAGUUCCCCUCAUGUGGAAGCCUUCCUACGCGAUGAGCUUGCGCUGCGCUAA